CUAGGAGGCAGAGUUUGCAGUGAGCCAAAAUCGUGCCACUGCACUCCAGCCUUGGCAGCAGAGCAAGACUCUGUCUCAAAAAAAAAAAAUAGGAAAGGGUCACUUCCAAACUCAGUCAUUGGCACACUGUUGGCAGGAUUCAUUUACUUGUGUCUGUUGGACGGAGGGCUUCAGUUCUAUACUGGCCAUUGGCCAGAGAUGCCCCUCCUCACUUGGUUCCUUGCUAUGUGGGCCUCUCUAAAAGAAAGUUCACAACUUGGCAGCUGGCUUCCAUCAGAGUGAGCAAGCCAAAGAACAAGAUACAAGCCAGCCUCAUUUUGUAAUCUAAUCUCAGAAGUGACAUCUCAUCAUUUUUGUCAUAUUUUAUGCAUUAGAAGCAAGUCACUAGGCCAGCCAGCCCAUACUCUGGAGGAGCAGAUAACACAAGGACAGGGAUCGCAGAUUCAGGUUAUGCAGGAGUGUCGUGAAGCAGUGCUGCAUUCUCCUUGCAUCCUGUCAGAUAAGCAACGAUGUGCUGAGCUGAAGAAAGCCUUGUGUACUGCCCAUGAGAAGUUCUGUUUCUGGCCAGACAGCCCAUCCCCAGACCGAUUUGGGAUGUUGCCCCUGGAUGAGCCUGCUAUUCUUGUUAGUGAAUUCCUAGAUCGUUUUCAAAGCCUUUGUCACUUGGACCUCCAGCUUCCUUCCCUAAGGCCGGAGGACUUGAAAACUAUGUGCUUGACAGAAGACAAGCUCAGUCUUCUCCUACACCUGCUUGAAGAUGAACUUGAUCACCGAACUGAUGAGAGAAAAACUACAAUCAAAUUAGGCUCAGACAUCCAAGUCCACGUCACUGCCUGUAUUCUCUCUGUGUGUGGCUGGGCAUGUAGUUCCUCUUUGGAACCCAUGCAGCUUUCCCUGAUAACAUGUUCGCAGUGUAUGAGGAAGGUGGGGCUCUGGGGCUUCCAGCAGAUUGAAUCAUCCAUGACUGAUCUGGAUGCAUCCUUUGGCCUGACCAGCUCCCUGAUCCCAGGCCUUGAGGGGCGACCAGAGCGCUUAGCUCUGGUGCCUGAAUCUCCUCGGAGGAUGAUGACGCGGAGCCAGGAUGCCACCUUCUCCCCAGGCUCAGAGCAGGCUGAAAAGAGCCCUGGUCCCAUUGUCUCUCGAACUCGGAGCUGGGACUCUUCCAGUCCUGUUGACCGUCCUGAGCCAGAGGCUGCUAGCCCCACCACCAGAACUCGCCCAGUGACCCGAAGCAUGGGAACAGGAGACACCCCUGGAAUGGAGGUACCAUCUAGCCCUCUGCGGAAAGCCAAACGAGCUCGCCUCUGCUCCUCCAGCAGUUCGGACACAUCUUCCCGAAGCUUCUUUGAUCCCACCUCUCAGCAUAGAGACUGGUGCCCUUGGGUGAAUAUCACACUUGGCAAAGAAAGCAGGGAGAAUGGUGGAACUGAACCAGAUGCCAGCGCCCCAGCAGAGCCAGGCUGGAAAGCGGUGCUGACCAUCCUCUUGGCCCACAAACAGUCUAGCCAGCCAGCUGAAACGGACUCCAUGAGUCUCUCUGAGAAAUCAAGGAAAGUAUUCCGAAUAUUUCGGCAGUGGGAAUCUCUAUGUUCAUCCUGAAGAUAUUCCAGCCCCUUCCUGGAGAGAGCUGGAAUGCGAGUGACUUUUGGAAGAAUUAAGGCUGAGUUCCUAUUGGUCAGCUGACGCUAAGUUUUUCCUGUUCUGGGUUAAUCAUAAGGAGCCCCCUGCCAUAGCAAAGGCAGGGAGUGUCAACUGUCUGCAUCUGGCUGAGGGAGACCCGUUUCCUUUCAGGGAUGUGGACAGGGUAAGGGCAGCAAGCCUGAUUCUGCUGAAGGAGUGUGGGGUUUAACAAACCAGGAGGACUAAGGACCUGACCACCCAUUUCAGGAUCUUCAGUGUGGGGUGGCGUUCUGAGGACUCUUCUAUCCCAGGAGUAUGACAGCGUGUAUUAAUAAAAUAUUUGCUAAGAUUCUCA
Molecule: messenger RNA, 1975 nt
Organism: Rhinopithecus roxellana (golden snub-nosed monkey)
Lineage: Eukaryota; Metazoa; Chordata; Mammalia; Primates; Cercopithecidae
Gene: ZC3HC1
Product: zinc finger C3HC-type containing 1
Exons: 9
Coding region: 451-1599 (382 amino acids)
Cellular component (GO): nucleus
Molecular function (GO): zinc ion binding
Source: RefSeq, a predicted model, not a curated record